GGUAAAGUUAAAGGGACGUCUAAAAACCGAUUUUUUUUUGAAAAUUUUUACAUAGAAUGUUGAGUGUGGUCAAAAUAUUGAUAAAAAAGUGAGGAUGAUUGGAAAAAAUACAAAAUUUUGGAAAUUAUGAAGGUUUUUUUACAUACGUUAAAUACGUAACUAUUGCCGGCUUGCACAAGGUUUUUUAGCUCUUGAUUUUGCUAUAAUUGAAAAAUAUAUAUAUUGGGGCAAUUUUGGAACUUUUUGGGUGCUAAAAUUGUAAAUUUAUAGAAUUCUUUAUCACUUUGUACCACUAUAAUUACAUAUUUUGUAAUUUACACACACGAAAUAUAAAACAAUAACCUUAUUGACGAAAAUGGGAGUGGCUUCACUACGUCCCCAGUAGCAUUUUUUGGUUUUGCCUGGAACACUUUUUAGUUGGAUGGGUUGGCUGUGGACUCAAUUUUAGAUAACAAAGGCAUAAUAUACCUAGUUAGAUUUUACAUUACAUGAACAAAAUACAUUUAUCAGGUGUUAAGAAAUAGGUAUUAUUUAUUUAAAUUAUUUGAUAUUUUAUGUAAUUUUAUAUAUAAUAAAUAAACAUUUUGAAAAAAAAAACAUAAUUUAAGAUAUUUAAUUAUUAAUAAGUAAAUAAUAACGAUGAGGUUUAAUGUACAUUAACUUAUAGUCAAAACAAUAAAUAUCUUUAAAUUCAUUAUAGGCAUAAGGCAUAGGAAUUAUAGGCACAAACACGCGGGGCUCCCGCCCCGCGUGUUUGUGCCUAUAAUUCCCAUUUUCUAACUAUUAUCCCAUUCCCUAAGUAGGGCUCAAACGACUACCCAACCCACUAUUUAGCGCCAACCCAAGGUUCCAAUCCCUUUUUGCAAUGCCAACUCCACAUGUGCGCCAACCACACAGUCCCAUGUGUGCACACGGGGCUGCCGCCCCAUGUGCGCCCGCCUUGUAUGCGCACACGGGGCUACCGCCCCGUGUGCAUAUUUUAUGAUUAUAUAAAUAAACAAAUGUCAAAUACCUACCUAUAAUGAGACAGGACAGAAAAUUACGAUAAUUGUACUAGUACAGUAGCCACUCCCAAUAAAUAUGUGACAUUUUGACAGUUUUUUUAUUUAUGAAUAAAUCCGUAUUUGCAUAUUUGAUAUUCCUGAUUUGCGUGUGGAAAUUUGUGUUUAUCACCUAAAGAAGUGAUGUAAAUCCUUCUAUAAUCUUCUUUGUUACUUAAGGCUUUAAAUUUAAAUUAAUAGCAUAUAUAAUGGUCAACGUGAUGCCUAGUCGCAAAUAGAGUGUAGUUAAGCCGGGUGUAAUUGUGAAUCAUACGUAAGUAGAAAAUCCUUUAUAAUUUUUAAAAUUUUGCAUUUUUUUAUUUCAUCCUCACUUUUUUAUCAAUAAAAUGUUCAAACUCAACAUUCUAUGUAAAAAUUUUCAAAAAAAAAUCGUUUUUUAGACGUCCCUUUAACUUUAACGGACCCCGGUUUCGGUUAUUUGAACAAUUGCGUUGGCAUCUUUCCAAAUACCAAAUAUGCCAUACUCCCGAUCAUACUGUUGCCUUGAUUUAACUGGCAAAAGAUUUUCGGUCGCUUUUAUGGCCUUUUCUCUUAUAUUUUGUGGAAUUUCUUCCAUUUUAAGCAAAUAUUUAAACAAAAAAUGCCAACUGACUAACUGACAGAAACAUCAAAGUCAAACUUAAAUAAUCACUGCAAGUCACUUGAUAAAUUUCUGUAGGUAGGUGUGUACGUAUACCUGUACAGGUAGACCCUAUUUUUUAAUUAAUAUUAAAAUUAUUUUUGUUUGUAAAAAUCAAUUUUUAGGUAAAACAUAAAGCAUUGUAUGUACCACGGGCAUUGUUAGACUCUAAUGCCAAUCAGGCGGAAACCUACUAUUUCCACCUUCCGGGCAUUAUCGUCCUUACAAUACCCUUGAUACAUAAAUAGCUAUUAUUCCCUGAUUCACUAGAGGCUGAUAGUGUUGUAAAAAUCCGAAUUAAUUCAAUAUCCGGACAGUACUGAUUCGGAUGAAUUGAAAAUUCGUUUUUUUCAUCCGGAUUAAUUCAUCCGCUCGAUGCCUUGCCCGUUCGGCAAAUUAUGCUAUGUUUCGGGCUCGAUGCUCGACCGUCCGAUAAACGUUUUUUAUACCUGUUUUUCGAAUAUAAGGUAUGCAUUAUGCAACCCAUUAGACAUUUCAUUUUUACGGAUUUCUACAUGAUGUUAAAACUAAAAUAGCUAAUUAUGUAUGUAAUAAAUCAAGUGUAUUUUAAACGAUGCAAAAUAUCAAUACGAAAAUGCUUUGUUGCCGGGUUAUUUGUCCGGACGAUUUAAUUCGGAUUCUCUUAGCCGGUGGAACGUGGAACUUCGUGAGCCUCUUGUAAGCUCAUACAAUUAUUUCAUCGUCGGGCUAACGGAGGACGGGAGGCGUGUAUCCGGACGAUUUAGAUAUCCGGAUUGAUUCGGAAUAAUUUGAUAUUCGGAUUGAACGGACGAUUAAUCCGGACUCUUCGCAUCACUAGAGGCUGACAUAAAGUAGGGUGAUAUGGUUUCAACCAGUGGCGAAGCGUGACUUUUUUUUCGGGUAGACAAACAAUAAAAAUCAUUAAUUGGAAAAAAAUGUGUAUUCAAUAUUAUUCACUUUAAUGAAAUACAGAAUGAAAGCGCAUGAAAUAUUAACUCAAAAAGAAAAAUUAUGUAGUGAUAUAAAAAAGAAAUAAAUAAUUACUACUAGCAUAAAAAGAUAGAUAGAUAAAAAUAAAUACUACUUACAAAAAAACACAACUAAAAUACAAUUGCCAAUAUCGAACAGUCGUUCAUAAAUAACCACUAAAAAACCUUUUCUAUACACCCAAAAAUAAAAAUACUAAUUAUUAAAUUACUAUAGCACGCGCCCCCACCAAAUGCAGACAAAACUGAAGAUGUAUUGCGGCCGACCAGAUCAAGCGUGUCCAUAAACAAUAACCCUCAACAGCAUAAUAAAAUAGCUGGUCGACUUCGAUAGACAAAAGCUCGAAUGUCUUCCCCGCGAGUUAAUAGGCUGAAUGCGGCCGGACCUCUGUAGCCUGCUUGAUGCGUAUUUGGUUCGAUAUGCUCCAAAUUUCGGAAGACAAAUAUCAAUGUGUCUUCCUGGGGCUCGUAUACAUUAAUUGGGUGUCAGCCCUGUAUUUUUCCUUAAUCGGUGCGGCAAGCGGGGCGCGCCUUCGGAUUAAUUAUGUUUAGAUACUAUACUAAUAAUAGUAAGGAUAGCGACUACGUUCUGUGUUAUUUUUUUAAAAUUUUAAUUCAACAAUUACUCAAUUACAUGAAAUAAUUACGUGAUAAAUUAAUGACAAAUAACUGGAUAAUUUUGGGUAGACAGUGUCUACCUUGUCUACUCAUACGCUUCGCCACUGGUUUCAACAAGAUAAGGAAUCGCUUCACUUUACCUUCGCCGUUCGAAAUAAAUCUUUUAAGAUAAUGCAACAUUUACUAACAGAUGAAUUGGACGAAGAGGAAUUGUCCACCAAUUAAGAGUGGAAUAUUUUCAUUAGAUGUUUUUUUGCGGGGCUAUUUCCAAGUGUAUGUAAAUAUACCAAAUAAUGUUAAAGAAAUUAGACUAAUCGAUUUGCAAGUGAUUGAAAAUGUGCAAUUGAACGUUUUUACCGACUUCAAAAAUUAAUUGAAGUGUAUUGAACAUCAGUUAUAGCAAUAAAUAUUGUAUAAAUUGUUAUUUUCUAAUGUCGUAUGUUUCAUUAUUCUAUUACAUCAAUUUGACAAACCGCUGACUUUAAACAUAUGGUAUAGUAUACAAAAAGUAUUUAGAAUAUAUCAUAGAAUUGUAAAAUGUCAUGAUAUACAGGGUGUUCCAAUUUAAAAAAUUAAUGUUGACGCCAUAGUUUCUACUUAAGGUACCCUGUAUAGAAAAUUUUUAUUGCAAAAAAGGUGAAAGUGAUGAUGCUAAUCGACGAGUCCGAAACAUAAAAGAAGAAAAAUAUAGUUAAAUUUUAAAUUAACUUGUUCCUUUUAUCGUAAAUGCACAGUACAUUGAUAUUAAAAAAAAAUAAAGCAAAUAUAACAAAUUUCUUUAAAUUAUGUUCACUAUUUUUUAUCCUAAAUAGAUGGUUAGUAUUUUUUUUUCAAUUUCAACUUUUUACUUAUUCCAAAAUGGUUAACAAAAUCUUAAAAGACCGUUAAGAAAACUUUCAGUGACCAAAUUUGGCAAUUUAACUAAAAGCGCUUUAAGAGAUACAUAAAUGUCCAUUCGGUACAUGACGGUGCUUUAAGAGACAAUUAGUUUAAGGAUCUCAUAAGAAUAAGUUGGUGCAAACCACUGUAAUUCACACAAACGGCACUAAGUCCUGCUAGUGGUAAUUUUAAGGAAUCGUAAUUUGGUCUAAUACCGAAAUCCAUUGGAGAAAAAAUUGUGACACUAGGGCGGCACCGACACUGGUUCGGUUCAGUUAACCGCAAAAACCGCACUGUUGCAUUAACCGGCCACACACGCAGAGACUUCUCUCGAGAUUUAAUCCGUCGCGGUUCAAGUCGUAUGUUUUUGGCGGACUUGGUAUGUCAGAGGUAAAACUUUAAAAAUUAACCACCGUAAAAAAUUACCACUAACGUAAAGACAUAUUUAUGAACAAAUCUGACAGACUUAAUAUGUUGUAGACAAAACCGUAUGUUAGUGGAUAUAAUCUGUACAAUUAUCUGCAGACUAUGCCUGAAAAUAAGUUUGUGGCCUCGGCAAAAGUUUUCAGAGAACGCGAUCGUAAAUUAGGCUACUAAUUUUUGUGUUUAUAGGUAUGUGUGAACAGGGAAGAUGCCUAGCAAUAAGAAAAAGAUUGCACUGUGUUUAGCUAGGUCUGGUAUGAUUCUUAUGGCAACUAAACAUCGUACUAUUAGAAAACGUAGCAAAUGGGUCAAAAAAUGGUUGUUGGAAAGAGAGUCUCUAAGCCACGUACCAUUAUUAAGAGAAAUAAAACAAAACGAACCUAUGGAUUUCAAAAAUUAUUUAAGAAUGGAUAGUGCAACUUUUAGUAAAUUAUUGUCCAUGGUAAAAAAUGGAUUAACAAAACAGCACACUGCUAUGAGAGAGCCAAUUUCUCCAGAACAACGUCUUACAGCCACACUUCGAUUUCUAGCAACAGGGAGAUCUUAUGAAGAUCUAAAAUAUUCUGUAGGAAUAUCCGCACAAGCAUUAGGAUACCUUAUACCGGAAACAUGUACUGUAAUUUUUGAGGAAUUAAAGCAAGAAUAUUUAAAGUUUCCAACAUGCAAAGAAGACUGGAAAAGUAUCGCAUCCGGUUUUGAAUCCCGAUGGAAUUUUCCUAACUGUGCAGGAGCCCUAGACGGAAAGCACAUCCGAAUAGUACCACCACCAAGAACAGGUGCUCUGUAUUAUAACUAUAAAAAAUUUUAUAGCGUUAUUCUGAUGGCGUUAGUGAAAGCGAAUUGCGAGUUUAUUUAUGUGGACUGUUUAUGUGGACUUGUUGGAAAGCAAGGCAGAAUGUCAGACAGUGCCGCUUUCGAAUGGACUUCAUUUUAUAAAAAACUGCUUACAGGCAAUUUAGGUUUUCCAGACAACAGUGAAACUAAAGAAAAUCUAAACUUUGUUAUUAUUGGUGAUUCGGCAUUCCCUCUACAAAAUAAUUUAUUAAAACCUUCUCCAGAUAAAGAUUUAACCUAUGAAAGAAAUAUAUUCAAUUAUAGAUUGUCUAGGGCACGAAAUGUGGUAGAAAAUGCGUUUGGUUUACUUGCCGCCCGUUUUCGGAUUUUCCACACCAGUUUGGCAAUGGAUCAAAAAAACAUAAUUAAAAUAGUCCUAGCAGCUUGCACUUUACAUAAUUUUUUAAUAAGAAGUAGUCCGUCUUAUGCAACAGCUGCCGACAAAGAAAAUCUUACUACACAUAUAACUGAAAAAGGGGAAUGGCGGUCAAAAGAUGUGGAACUGGUUUCCCUCUCAAAAAGGAAACAUGUUAAACCAUCCAUAGAAGCUAAGAAUAAUAGAGAUAAAUACUGCGAAUAUUUUAAUAAUAAAGGAAAACUUGAUUGGCAAGAUAAAAUGAUCGAAGCUGGUAAAGCAUAG
This is a messenger RNA of Anthonomus grandis grandis, 6042 nucleotides long. RefSeq lists its product as uncharacterized. The record is from RefSeq and is a predicted model, not a curated record. Lineage: Eukaryota; Metazoa; Arthropoda; Insecta; Coleoptera; Curculionidae.